UUAAAACCAAAUAAUGUGAAUAUUUCUGUUGUUUUUUAUUCUUCUUUUCAUUUCUGCUUAAUGCGCUUUGAUUAUUCAAAUCCAACGGAUCCACAAGGAGCAUCAAUAUCCCCUCAUCUCAAUAGGAUGCUUCAGUCUUGUUUGAACUCUGAGCUCCAAUCAGCUCCUCUGCGAAAAUAAACAACCGGAUUCAGAACCACGACGACUGCACGCGCUCACUGAUCGUUGUAAGGUGGUUCUGAUCAUUUUCUCGAAAUGUUUUAUUAUCCAGCGGUUUUAAAGCGACACUCAGGAAGUUUUUCAACGAUUUGGCUGGUUGCCACAAAAGGUAUAAAAGUUCCUCGACGGGAUUUCCUCAGAGUAAAUGUAAUAAGCACCUGCGAUGACAUCAUGAACUAUAUACUGGAGCGGGUCCCCCCUCCAGAACCGGGCCUGCCGAAGCCCCGCUUCUCGCUCUACCUGUCCUCACAGCUCCAGUAUGGCGUGGUGGUGGUUUACCACCGCCAGUGUGCCAUUCUUCUUGAGGAACUUCAGCUCAUUGUCACCCAGCUCCUGAAGCAAAGAGACACCAAGAAAAUCGACAUGGAGGACCACAGCAGACUGCCUAGGCUCCUGCCAGAUGCCCUGUCUCUAAUGGAGGAGGCUGAAGGAGCUCUGGAUCCUUUGUUUGGAGUGAUGCACCUUCAGGACCCCAUGCCCAGCCCCAGCGCCAUAAUACAGAUGACUCGGGAAUUCCUGAGAAAAGCUUCACCGGAGCCUCCAGAGGACUGGAGUUCCUCUGCUUCAGAGCUGAGAGGAGCCCUAACCGUAUCCCCAGAAAGCAUCACUCUGAGAGAAGCCGAGCCGGUCACCAUCCCCGCCGUGGAGUUUGAGGGCGAGGACCUUAUUGAUCACCUCCCAGACACUAUUCAUCUCCUCCUGGCAGAAACAGGUCACUUUCUGGAAGAAGAGGCGCCCAGAGAAGACGGGAUCCCAGAAGAGCCGGAGCUUCUCCGGGAAGGAAAAGAGCAGGAGAAAGACCGGACGAAGGAGCUCACAGCAUCCACCACAGAACUGCAGAAGACCACUACCUCCAGUGACGACGCUAUGCUGUCACUCCAAGAGGAGCCAGGUACUCCUGCAGAAAUCCCACCGCCUCUCACAGACCAGAUGACCCCGCCCUCAGGGCCCGGACUCCCGUCGCCCCCCUCUGCUGCAAAGGAACGAGAAGAUCGCCUCGGUGACCCUGCAGAGGUGGGGGUGAAGAGGAAGAGGAGGAGGAGGCAGCUGGUUUUUUUUGACCCAGAGACGCAGCUUUCCCAGGAGGAGCAGCAGGAGCGCAUCGGCGACCCCCUAGUGGAGACGAGACCUCCACUUCUACUGUCGCCUCCCUCUCGCCAGACCCUCCCCGCCGCCGAGCUCUUCAACAACCCCUGCAACACCUUGCCCUGUGAGGUGGAGUUUCCAUGGCGACGGGCUGCCGUGAUAACACCUCUGUCAGGGUCGGACCUGCAGGUCGGCGAGCGAGGCCCGGAGUCCACAGACUCGGAGAGGGAGAGAGAGGCUGAGCCGAUGCAGGCGGAAGACGGGGAGGAGAGGGUGGAAGCGAGCCCCAGAGAGAUCGCCAGAGAAAUGCCGGAGCCAGAAAUGAUGGAAAUUACAGAUCAAGAAACUUUCCCGCUGGAGGUGUCAGAGCCAGCGGAGGUGUCUCGAGAGAUCUCCCCCAUUCCCUCAGAUAAAGAAAGUUCCACCGUCUCCAGGUCGGCCUCGCUCCUGCAGGACAUCCCAGAGGUGAUGGACGAGCUGAGUGACAGAGAAGAGCCUCUUGGGUCGCUGCCUGCAGUGGAAGAAGAGCCUGUACUUUUUCAGUCUCUUUUACCGGCUGACGUGGACCGCAGGGUCGUCAGCGGCGUCUUCCAAAGGCUGCUGGAGAACCUGUCAGCCAGGAGAAUCCAGGUGGAGCAGAACCAGCCUUACGGAGACAUCUUCAUAUUUCCUGGAUCCAGCUUCCAGGAGCUUCAGUCGUCUCUGUAACCGUUCCAGAGUCACAUCAUCAAACUCCCAUGUCCGUUCUGGACUCAUGACACUCCGACAGCCUGUUUGUGGAUGAAUUUGUUAAGUCAGGUUUAUAUGACUAAGAAACAGGAAUUAAUAAAGACGUUUUUUACGUGGUUACCUCAAGGAUUUUAGCUUUUGCAUCUCGUUCAUGUGAGCAAAAACCCUUUUUCCAAGUUUUUAUUGUUCGAUUUGGGACAUUUUAGAUGAGCUCUGUUCCUGUCUUUCUGCACUGAUGUUGUGUUCUUUUAUAAAACAAACUUUGAUUAAAUAAAACCAAAAGUUGUCCUCGA
Oryzias melastigma (Indian medaka) is the source of this 2327-nucleotide messenger RNA. RefSeq names its product meiotic recombination protein REC8 homolog. The record is from RefSeq and is a predicted model, not a curated record. The transcript is spliced from 17 exons. Gene Ontology annotation, cellular component: cohesin complex; synaptonemal complex. Gene Ontology annotation, biological process: synaptonemal complex assembly; replication-born double-strand break repair via sister chromatid exchange; mitotic sister chromatid cohesion. Gene Ontology annotation, molecular function: chromatin binding; protein binding. The coding region runs from base 256 to 2013 and encodes 585 amino acids. Lineage: Eukaryota; Metazoa; Chordata; Actinopteri; Beloniformes; Adrianichthyidae.